Dovyalis caffra is the source of this 1923-nucleotide messenger RNA. Lineage: Eukaryota; Viridiplantae; Streptophyta; Magnoliopsida; Malpighiales; Salicaceae. The record is from the annotation of a GenBank genome assembly.
AUGACGGACGGUCUUCAAUUCAAUAAUAUCUUUCUUGGAGGCCGUGGAGGCACCAACCCUGGACACCUUAAGAUUUCUUCAGGGGGCAUUUUAUGGAAGAAACAAGGUGGUGGUAAGGCAGUUGAAGUUGAUAGAGCUGAUAUUGUUGGAGUGACAUGGAUGAAGGUCCCUAGGACAAAUCAACUCAGUGUUCUAAUUAAAGGUGGACCUUGGUACAAGUUUACUGGAUUUCGUGAUCAGGACUUAUCUACCUUGACCAAUUUUUUCCAAAGCCAUGGAAUAACACCAGAAGAGAAGCAGCUUUCUGUUAGUGGCCGUAACUGGGGAGAAGUUGACUUAAAUGGAAAUAUGCUUACAUUUUUGGUUGGUUCAAAGCAAGCAUUUGAGGUAUCUUUAGCAGACGUUUCACAAACACAGAUGCAAGGGAAAAAUGAUGUCAUCUUGGAGUUCCAUGUGGAUGAUACUACUGGAGCAAAUGAGAAAGAUUCAUUGAUGGAGCUAAGUUUUCACAUACCUAAUAACAAUACCCAAUAUAUUGGUGAUGAAAAUCGUCCUCCUGCUCAGGUUUUCCGUGACUUAAUUGUGCAAAAGGCAGAUGUUGGUGCUGGAGGUGAAGAAGCUGUUGUUACAUUUGAGGGCAUCGCAAUCCUCACACCAAGGGGUCGGUACAGUGUUGAACUUCAUCUGUCUUUCUUGCGGCUCCAAGGACAGGCUAAUGAUUUCAAAAUUCAGUACAGCAGUGUUGUCCGCCUCUUUUUGCUUCCAAAGUAUAACCAGCCACACACCUUUGUUGUUGUGACUCUUGAUCCACCUAUCCGUAAAGGGCAAACUCUGUAUCCACAUAUUGUGUUGCAGUUCGACACUGACUUUGUAGUUCAAAGCAACCUGUCAAUGAGUGAAGAUCUUCUGUACACAAAGUAUAAGGACAAGUUGGAAACAUCUUAUAAGGGACUUAUUCAUGAAGUGUUCACCACUAUAUUGCGUGGAUUGUCUGGUGCCAAAGUGACUAAACCAGGAAAAUUUCGUAGUUGUCAAGAUGGUUAUGCUGUGAAGUCAUCACUGAAAGCUGAAGAUGGAGUUCUGUACCCACUUGAAAAGAGCUUCUUCUUCUUACCCAAACCCCCAACCCUCAUUCUUCACGAGGAGAUUGACUAUGUGGAAUUUGAGAGGCAUGCUGCUGGUGGCUCAAACAUGCAUUACUUUGAUCUUCUUAUAAGACUUAAAACAGAACAAGAGCAUCUUUUCCGUAACAUCCAGAGGAAUGAAUAUCAUAAUCUUUUCGACUUCAUAAGUGGGAAGGGCUUGAAAAUUAUGAACCUGGGAGAUAUGCAGACCGCAAAAGGAGUGGCUGCCGUUCUUCAGAAUGAUGAUGAUGAUGCUGUUGAUCCACAUCUUGCACGCAUUAGAAAUGAAGCUGGUGACGAUGAGAGUGAUGAAGAGGAUGAAGAUUUUGUUGCUGGGAAGGAUGAUGGAGGUUCUCCUACUGAUGAUUCUGGAGAGGAAGAAUCUGAUGCCAGUGAAAGUGAUGAUGAGAAAGAGAACCCUGCGAAAAAGGAUUUUAAAAAGGAAGCUUCAUCUUCUAAGGCAACAACAAAGAGGAAAAGUAGAGAUGGAGAGGAAAGCCAAAAGAAGAGAAAACCGAAAAAGAAGAAGGAUCCUAAUGCACCAAAGAGGUCAAGAUCUGCUUACAUGUUCUUCUCGCAAAUGGAAAGGGAGAAUGUGAAGAAAAGUAACCCAGGAAUUGUGUUUGGGGAGAUUGCAAAAGCACUUGCAGACAAGUGGAAUGCUAUGUCAGCGGAGGAGAAAGAACCGUACGAAGAAAUGGCUCGAGAUGAUAAACAGCGGUAUAAAUCACAAGUCAGUGACUACAACAAGAACCCACAACCAAUGAUGGUAGACUCUGGAUACGAGUCUGACAGUUGA